Molecule: messenger RNA, 498 nt
Organism: Prosopis cineraria
Lineage: Eukaryota; Viridiplantae; Streptophyta; Magnoliopsida; Fabales; Fabaceae
Exons: 3
Coding region: 1-498 (165 amino acids)
Source: RefSeq, a predicted model, not a curated record
AUGUUCUUGCAUAUCCUUGCACAUCAUUUAAAAAAUAGAGUUAUACGAUUUUAUUUUGGGAGGUCUGGUGAAACUAUUAGUAGGUAUUUUAAUUUGGUCUUAACCUCUAUGAUGAAAUUAAAUCGAGAGCUUCUAAAGAAACCUGAGCCAAUUGCUGAGGAUUCAAUGGACGAAAAAUGGAGGUGGUUUAAGCAUUGUUUAGGUGCUCUUGAUGGAACCCAUAUUAAAGUGAAGGUGCCUAUGGCUGACAAAGCGAGAUAUAGAAAUCGAAAGGGGGAAAUAACUACUAAUGUGUUGGGAGUUUGCUCUCCGAAUGGACAAUUCAUAUAUGUCUUAACGGGUUGGGAAGGCUCAGCGGCUGAUGGUAGAGUUUUGCGAGAUGCUAUUAGUCGUAGGAAUGGUUUGAAAGUGACUCAAGGCCAAUAUUACUUGGUUGAUGCGGGUAUACAAAUUGUGAAGGAUUUCUUGCCCCAUUUCGAGGUCAGCGAUACCACUUAA